This is a messenger RNA of Owenia fusiformis, 658 nucleotides long. The record is from the annotation of a GenBank genome assembly. Lineage: Eukaryota; Metazoa; Annelida; Polychaeta; Sabellida; Oweniidae.
ACAAGAUGGAGGGCUUCUAACACACAUGUGAGAAAUCAAUCACUAGAAUUCUCAUCAUAAACAGAGCUUUAGUGCCGCAAAUCUUCUUGAAAGAUCCUUACACUGCCCAACCAUUACUAAAAAGCGAACUGAAACAUCCAUGGAUAAUAAUCCUAUAAAAUUGAACUCAAAAGACCAUGGCUACAAUGCACAAAUGGUGAAUGACAAUGAUGAUACUACAUGUAUUGUGAUUAAUGAUGAAGAGGAUACGCCUGAUGUAUUAAGCAAAGUGAACAAAGUUUGUGAUUUAACACGAGACCAACUAUGUCACCUUUUGAAAGAUAACAAAAAAUAUCUGCGAAACAUCUACCAGGGGAAAGCUUACAACAGAAGACAUGAAGACUACAAGAAAGGCGGCAAGGCUAGGGUUGACCUGACCUACCAAGUGAGGCUGGGUAUAUUCCAUGAAGAGCAGCAUGAUGUUGUGAUGGAACAAUUAAUGGCCAUGUUCUGCAAGAAAAACUUCACUCUUCUGGACUAUGUAAUGAAAGUUCUUUUUCCUGAGACCCUUGUGAAGAUCUACAUGGAUGUGAAACACAGCACCCACUAUGAAGCAGAACAGUUCAUGGAAGAUGCCUUGGAAAACGGUGAAGACUUUGUGCUCACUGACAUGAUAUGA